This is a messenger RNA of Gigantopelta aegis, 18365 nucleotides long. Its product is annotated as WD repeat and FYVE domain-containing protein 3-like. The coding region runs from base 129 to 11102 and encodes 3657 amino acids. Gene Ontology annotation, molecular function: protein binding; metal ion binding. The record is from RefSeq and is a predicted model, not a curated record. Lineage: Eukaryota; Metazoa; Mollusca; Gastropoda; Neomphalida; Peltospiridae. The transcript has 72 exons.
GCGGAAGUGAAUCUGAAUAUUGAGAUUAUUCACAAGAAUUUUAGGCAAAAUGAAUCUUAUUCCUUCGAUAUUAAGUAAAGAUAAUUUAAAAUGAUAAAAUUAGAUGUGAAUAGUGCAUAGCUAUAAAGAUGAGUUUCAUGAAGAAGCUGGUGGGGAUGAGGUCGGGGUCAGACGCGAGACAGUCCCACGUUCAGGACAAUUCCCUGGGGCUGAUGCACCUUCGCAAGCUGUUUGCAGAAUUCCGACACCCUGCUCCUAAAGCCACACAGAAGGAUCAGGAAGACAAGCUGUACACCAUGCUACCUCUGUUCUGUAAGGUGUUUGAAAAUGCUCCCGCCAAUGAGAUGACAGAAAAGUGGGGCGACAUCCUUCAGUUUUGUAGUCAUGUGUCGAAACUGAUGGUCACAGAAAUAAGACGACGGGCAUCCAAUCAGUCUACAGAGGCAGCCAGCUGUGCCAUCGUAAGGUUUUUGGAGAUUGAAUCUAGCGAGGACAACAGUAAUGGCUGGACUCUGCUGAGCACCAUCAACUUGCUGUCGGUUGGCGACCAGGCACUGAUUGACUGUAUGACCGCCGCAUCACUGCCAUCCACACUUGUCAAGUGUCUCUACCUGUUUUUUGAUCUUCCCCUGAUUCCUGGAGACGAAACAGUGGGGGAGGGUUGUGAGUUCACAACAACAGAACGGCGGGUCUUGCUGCAGAAGGUAUUUGUUCAGGUUUUGGUACGGCUUUGUAACCAUGUUUCUCCUGCUGAAGAACUGGCUCGAAAAGAUGACCUCAGUCUGCUGUUCAGUGCUAUCACCAGUGUGUGUCCUCCGCAGAACGUACCGUGGCGAAAGAGUGCAGCUGAGGUGCUCGUAACCUUGUCUCGACAUGGGUUAUCUCCCCCUGUUGUAAAGUACAUUCAUGAGAAAGGAUGUGUGAGGCAUUGUUUGGAGAAUAUGCAGAGACUGAAGGAGUUGUCACCCCUUGAGUUGGUAGAGAUGUUUGUGACAUGUUUUUGCUUUCUCAAAGAUUCCAGCGAGGUGUCACAAGUUCUGCUGGAUGACUUUCGAGCUGCUCAGGGAUAUGUCUAUCUGUCAGAGUUCCUGUUGCGCUUGGAGCAGGACCCCGCUGAAGAGACCCAGCAAGCAUUGCGUAACCUGGUUCUGUUGGUGGGCUCCCUGACAACAUGCGGCUUCACCGAGCUGAAACCAACACCCGCCAGCACAGGGUCACUUUUCCAGAUGCCUGGAUUCAGCACCCCACAGCCUGCUGGGAAAGAGGAAGUUCUUGUGAUAUCGAGUGGGGUUAGUGUGAGAAAUCUACAUGCAUUUCAAGUUUUACAAUCAGUAUUUUUAAAGUCAAACAGUAUUCCACUGUGCAGUACCAUUCUCGACGUGAUCAGCAGUAUCUAUCACCAAGACAACGCCAACUUCUUCAUCUUGGAGUCACAACACACACUGUCACAGUUUGCAGAAAAGAUAUACCUCAAACCAGUUGAUAUUCAGACGCGGUUCUUUGAACUGAUGGAAUUCAUUGUAUUCAACCUGAACUUUGUUCCCUGUAAGGAGCUGAUCAGUUUAAGCAUACUGGUGAAAUCACAACAUUCCAUUGAAUGCAGUAUCCUAUGUAUGAAGACACUGUUACGUAUCCUGCGAUAUCACAGCGUGUACCGGGAUGUGUUCCGUGAGGUUGGAAUGCUGGAGGUCAUGGUGUCAUGUUUACACAGAUACGCAGCACUGCUGAAGGAACCGCAAGAUCCAGCUAGUAUUUCAGCAGAGAGUGAGAAAGUGAACUGUAAGGAAGAAGAAUUGGGUCACCUAGUGAUGGAGGCUUUGACCUUGCUACUCAGUGGAAACAGCAGCAAUGCAAGUGUGUUUCGUGAAUGUGGAGGUGCGCGGUGUGCCCACAACAUGGUUCCUUAUGUGGACUGUCGACAACAAGCCCUCAACAUCGUGCAGCAGCUGGUGCUAUCCCCUGGCGGCGAUGAUGACAUGGGCACACUACUUGGCUUGAUGCCAACGGCACCCAUUGUUGACCUGGAUCUCAAGACACACAUUCUCAAGUCACUGUUAAAUGUGUUGAGAGAAAGUCACCGAACGCGAACAGUUUUCCGGAAGGUUGGUGGUUUUGUGUACGUCAUGUCGGUGCUGGUGUCCAUGGAAGGCUGUUUGGCUAACCCACCCAAAUCACCGUGGCAUGAAGUGAACCGAAAGGACAUUCUGACUAUGUUACGAACUGUUUUUAGUACACUCACAGUUGCCAUGAGAUACGAACCUGCUAAUGCAAAAUUCUUUGCUACUGAGGUGCGAUAUGACAGCUUAACGGAAGCAAUCCGCCUACUGGGAUGUUUCUCCAGCACCAUGGACAUACAGCCAGCCCCUGAAGAUGUGAGUCCAUCAGAGAGCUUGGAACAUCUAGGGGAGUUCUUCUGUCACACAAAGGAAGAGAGGUUACAGAAACCUAUCCCAGUCAUCCUGCUCUCCUGCUGCUUGUUGGUCCGCUACCUCUACGACAUGGCACUAGAUGCUUUUGAUAAACCUAUUACCAGUCAGCUAAAACUUGAUGGUCCAUCGGCGCGGAAACAGACGUUGUCUGUAUCGGAUGAAUCUCAGAUCGACCAAUCUCCACCACGACCAAAGCGAGGCAGCACGGGGAGCAUGGUGCUGAAUCUCAACAGCCAUUCUGACCUCGUCAUUGUUCACUCGGGGGCGGUACUCUCCAUGUUUCAUCUCCUCCCAGCCAUCGAAUAUGAACCUGACAAACAGAAUUCUCUAGAUCUGAGGCUUUUUGCUGGUGAUAUCUUGAAGUCCCUGUUGCGCACUGAAAGGAACCAGCAGAUAAUGUGUGAUGGAGGGUUUCCUCACGAGCUGCUCAGUCACGGCAGUGUGGCCCUGGUCGAUGAGAGUCACCCUCUACACCCAGCACUUCAGUACAUGUUCGAGAGACUGGCCUCACAGUCACUGACUCCUAGAGACCUCAGAGAUUUUCUUCGUCUGGGCUCCCCGCUAAGCUGCCGGUCAGUAGACGACACUGAAGAUAGUCUGUCAAUCUGGGAAGACCCAAUGUGCAUCGCUCACUCCCUCGGCAUGGAGGACAAACAGUCGACUGUCGACAUCGAGAAGAAGCUUCAGAGUGCUGGCGGAACUGUGCCCUUGACGCGGGUCAAGUGUCUCGUCUCCAUGACGACACCCAGAGAUGCCAGGAUGCAUGGCGCCACGGUGACCCCAGCAUUCGUGGAGUUUGACAUGUCGGCCGAGGGCUUCGCGUGUCUGUAUUUACCGAGCAUCGCCCCCCAGGGUCCCCCGACUCCAUCUGUGGUGGGCGGGGUUGUCGGAACGUCAGAGCCGGUGGUGAUUGGAGGCGUCGGCAGCGGUGAGCGAGUGUUUCCACCUCAAUCUGGUCUGACUUUUUCCACCUGGUUUUGUGUUGACAAGUUCAGCAUGUUCUCCACCGAUGCUCACCCCGUGCGUCUCCUGACGAUUGUGAGGAACCUGCAGGGGCGCGACGAGAAUCUCAUCUGUCUCAGUGUGACCCUCGCGUCACGGGACCGUGCCCUCAUCGUCGCUACUCAGGAAACAUACAUGCCAAACUCAGUGAGCGGCUGUGAGCAGGAGCAGGACGUGUGUCUGAAUGACAACACUGUCCGGUUCUGGUGUCCUGAACUCACCCAGGAAGGACAGUGGCACCACCUGGUGUUGAUAUUUCACCGUGCAGGCAUCAUGAAGAACAGCAGUGUCAGUCUGUUCAUCGACGGUCUUCAUGCUAAUACUCAGAAGUUGCACUACAUUUCACCAAACCUGGGUGGAGGUGGCACUGCAAGCCCCACGGCCUUCACCUCUGUGUUCGCAUACAUCGGCACUCCACCUCAACUACGUCACAACUCGCGGCUCAUUUUCAGACAAGGCCCGUGUCACUUACUGGAGGAUAUUGUCUCUUCUACCAUUGUUCAGCACAUCUACAAUCUGGGUCCCACUUACAUCGGCAGUUUCCAGGCAGCUGUUGGAGAAGAUGGCGAGGUUAUGCUUCCAUUUAUUGGUGAGGAGAAGGUCAUGUUUGGUGUCCACGCUCAUGCCAUGUCGCAGAUGACGAUCGCCAAGAUUCGCAAGGUUUACAACAAAGUGGACAGCAAGUCAAUCGCUAAACAGCUUGCUAUGUCAGCUCAUGAGAAUGCAACACCAAUCCGGAUCCUGCACAAUUCAGCAGGACACCUGGGGGGAGCGGCCCGCACUCUUGGAGCCAUACUUAUGGGAUAUCUUGGUGUUAGGACAUUCUGUCCGCGGCCAGUAGCUAAAAUGUUGGAUAACAUUGGCGGCACAUCGGCCCUGCUGGGUCUGAUUGCAAUGGCAAAAGAUGUCGAGGGUCUGUACGCGGCAGUGAAAGCGAUUGUGUGUGUGGUGCGCAGUCACAAGUCGGCAAUGUGGGACAUGGAUCGCAUCAGAGGAUACCAGCUUCUGGCGAUGCUGUACAAGAAAAAGAAGAAUCUGCUCAACAGUCACAUUCUGCACUUGACAUUUUCCCUUGUCGGGACAGUGGACAGUGGACGGGAGAGCUCGGGCAUUCCCAACAGGGCGUCUUUUGAAGACUUGCUUUGUGAUGUCCGGGUCUGGCACGAUGCCCCUGGUGAGCUGGAGAGAUCAUUGUACGAUCAUUUCAGAGAGCUGCUCACAGAAUCCGGUGAAUCGAAAAUGAACCAUGCAAUAAUGCGAGACAUUGGUCUGGUCUCGCGUCUGCUUCACAUCCUGGCUGACAACAAACUGAGCACUCUCACCAUUCACACCAUAGCAACAGUUGUCAAGGAACUACUUCUUGGACCUCCAGAAGCUUCUUCCUUGCUACGGUUUGGUCAGUUUCUAGUCUCAACAAUACCAGCCACUUCCUGCAGUGAAAAAAACAUCAAACUAGACACUAAUAACGUUGUCAUGGAAACAUCACAUGAAGAAUAUAAUCAACAUCAUACACAGAAUGAUGUUCCUCCAGACAGUCAGGCUCAUACCAUCAGGUUACGCAACAUUCUGCUCGACAUUGUGAACAAAAUAAUCGUUCAGGGAAAUAAUACAAUCAACCAACAAAUGUGUGAUGAAGUAGAGAAAGUCCUUGGUUUUGAUUGGCUGUUGCUGUUCAUGCAGUCACACCUUCAUCCAACCACUGUCAUCUCGGCUCUUCACAUACUCGUCACGAUCCUGCGCAUUCCAAGCAAUGUCACCCGCUUUCGGGAAGGAAACUUUGGUGGAGGCUGGCUUGGUGAUACGGAAAGUGUCCUUAAAAACCAAAUGGCAGCCAUGCUAGGUUUCAACCUGGGUGUGAGUGCGAAGGGCCACCAGCGUGAGGUGAACCACGAGGUGUGUCACGUGCCGGGAUUCCUCGCGCUGCAGUGGUUGCUGCCACACCACAACGACGUCUCUGCCAUCUACUUCUUCCUCAUGGCACUCUUACUCGGCCAGCAUGUCAAAGAACUUCCAACAGAUGUUGAGCUCAACCUUGAUGCCAUAUGGUCGGUGAUAUUUGGCGUUCCUGCCAGUACACCUGUGUCACUGAUAGCCAAGGAGAAGGUCGAGCUUGUUCCUGAUGCAGCCCUUGUUAUCUUGGCUAUGAUCAGAAGCAUGUUGAACCAGGAGGAAGAGAAGAACUGCAGUUCCCAGGAUUUCUCCAUCACACUGAUGCAGUUCCUCAUGUUCCUGUAUCACAACCAACAAGACUUCCAGAACCUCUGUAUGGGCGCAGAGUUCAUCUCGGGCCUGGCCGCCACACUCUUCCCCAUGCAGCCGCAGAGCAUCGAUAGUGAUCUUACAUCACCACAGGAGGAAUUUAAGCCUUUUCCCGAUUCUGAACCAGUUGUGGUAAUAAAGACACCUGAAAAAACAUGCGCAAGUUUCCUGACAGGUCACCAAGCAAGAAAAUUUAUUUUUGACUUCUUGCGGACUCUUGUGAUUGACAGUUUCAACCAGUCAAACUCUGCAAAAGCCUCAGUCAUCAUUGAUCUUGUGAUAGAUGCUUUUCCGGAUCAUGCUAGUCGAGCUCAACAGAAAGAAUAUCAGACUGAAAUCUUGACCAUGCUCAUGGAACACUUGCUUGCUGCUGACGUGUUGCUAGGCGACCAGGCUGCCAUGCCCAUGGCUGCUGGUACGAGCUACUCCAGCGUGGCUCACAACGUCUUCUACUUCGCCAGUCGCGUCGUCGACAAACUCUGGCAAGGCAGUCUACAGCUCUUGGGAAGUCCAGUCAGCAGUCACUCCGCUUGCUCUGCACCUUCACUCACUGGAUUCUCACACGGCAUGUUUACAAGAGAAGCCAAAGAAGUGUUUGAAUUUAUCAGCAGGCUUAUUUCGCAGUCAAAACGAAAAUCAUCUGGUGUAUCCCUCGACCCGAUCUACAAGUGUCUGAACCGCACAAUCCUGUUCCAGCUCUCUCGGCCGAUCGACAGUGUCACGAGUCAGGCCAGUGUUCUCGAGGCUCUGCAUAAACUCACCAACAGCAGAAGCUUGGUGUUCGGUCCAGGAAAUUACGACCAGGAGUUUUUGGGCUGUUUGUGCUAUUGUCUGCUACAACUCACAGAAGAUCCACAAAACAGUGCUGCUAACCUGAGUGAGUUGAAACCCCGCAUGACAACCUGGCAUUGCGAUCCUGAUGCAUCAGAUUCAGACAGUCCUGGCUCCAGCUCCAAUUCCCUGGCCACAACGGGCAGGCAGAACUCCGUGCUGGAACAAGGGAUGCAUGUUGUCGCUGUGGCAGCCAAAAGAGUUUGGGAUGAACUGUACAUUUGUAAAAAGCCAGCACUAGAGGAAAUAUUCAGGACUUCUCUCAAUUCCAUUAACAGCAGCACAAAGAAUAUCUCGGCUCCAGAUUUAAAUGCUGUCAGACUACUGAUUCAAGAACAGGCCUCAAAGAUUUGGGUGACCUAUGCCGAGAAUGAGCGGAAGACCUCGUUUAUGCCUCAUGACAAACUCCAGACACAGAUACAGUCAGUCAGUGGAAAACUCCAAAGAGUGGGCAGUGGAGUUCUGAAAUUUGCAAGAAAAACAAAGAGAGAUUUGCCACUUAAAACUUCACCAGCUUCAACAGUGCAUGUUCAUGACUUCCAUUUGUGGACAACAAACCAUGUGACACUGGUCAAGGAUGUAGUUGAAUUUCAACAUAAGCAAUAUCAAGAGAGUCAGGAGCACAUGGACAAGUACCUGCUGGAGGAGUGGCAGCAGAUGGAGGAGGAGCUGCUCCGCGUGCGCGGUCUGUGGGGGCCCAACAACACAUACAGGCUCGACAAGUGGAUGUUGGACAUGACAGAGGGGCCGUGUCGUAUGAGGAAGAAGAUGAUGCAGAAUAACAUGUUUUUUGUUCACUACCCAUACAGACCGGACCUGGAGGACAGUCCUUUAAGGUACAAGGUGGCUAUAAGUUUCGACAGUAAGGAGUUCUGUGAGCACUAUCGACCCCAGAGCAUUCUGGGCCUGGAGUCACUGCCGAUAAAACGGACAGGUGACGCUGAUGUGCUGGUGGACGAGAUUGACAGUGGACUGAAUUUACAUGACGCUGACAUUAUGAGCAUGCCAAAACUGUUACCGAGGUCAACCAGUCAGAGAUCAGGAUGUGAUGAUGAAGAUCAGGAUGAUGUCCCAGCCUCUGAGCUUCCUGGGGAAUCAGAGAAAGUUGAAGGUCAGUCAGAAAAUCAGCAGGAAGGUCAACAAGAAGGUCAGACAACCACUGGAGAAAGGGGAGGUAACCAGGCAAUACUCCGAAUAUUGGGAGAAAAGGAAAAGAUUUCCCACAUGUUCCGCUGUGCUCGUAUUCAAGGUCUGGACACCUCAGAGGGUUUAUUGCUAUUUGGCAAGGAACACUUCUAUGUAAUUGACGGCUUUACACUGCUGAAAACAAGAGAAAUAAAAGACAUCGAUACUCUACCUCCAGGCUACCAUGACCCAAUCAUUCCCAGAUCAUCAAUGAGUAGUGGAGGAACCAUGAAAAGAAUGUGUAGCAAAUUUGCAUAUGUUGAAGUGCGAGAAGUACUGAAGCGACGAUACCUGCUGCAGCCGAUCGCCAUUGAAAUCUUCUCCGCUGAUGGGAGGAACUAUCUGCUGGCUUUCCCGCGAAAGACUAGAAACAAAGUUUAUGCAAAAUGUAUGUCUGUGGCCACUUCAAUAACUGAUGAUGCCCAUCGGUCAGUGUCUGGUCAAAAACAAAAUGCCAAGGUGGAGUCUGCAGGUGGCUUGAUCAGCAGCUUGAUAGGAGAGAAAUCGGUCACACAAAGAUGGGAGCGUGGUGAAAUAAACAACUUCCAGUACUUGAUGCACUUGAACACGCUGGCUGGUCGAUGCUAUAACGACCUCAUGCAGUAUCCCGUCUUUCCCUGGAUCAUUGCAGACUAUGACAGCGAGGAUUUAGAUCUGUCGAAUCCAGCAACAUUCCGUGACCUCUCAAGACCGAUGGGAGGUCAGUCCCCCGAUCGACUCAAGCAGUUUGAAAAGCGCUACAAUGAGUGGGAUGAUCCACAAGGAGAAACUCCACCUUAUCACUACGGCACUCACUACUCCUCGGCUAUGAUAGUCGCAUCAUAUCUCGUUCGAAUGGAGCCUUUCACACAGCAUUUCCUCAAACUGCAGGGAGGUCACUUUGACCUGGCUGAUCGAAUGUUCCACAGUGUUCGUGAGAACUGGAUGUCUGCGUCUAAACACAACAUGGCUGAUGUUAAAGAACUCAUUCCCGAAUUUUUCUACCUGCCUGACAUGCUGUGUAACAAGAACAGCUUCGAUCUUGGAUGCAAACAAAGUGGUAUUGAGCUGAACGACGUCUUAUUACCAACUUGGGCGAAGGGCGACCCUAGGGAGUUUAUACGAGCACAUCGAGAGGCCCUGGAGUGUGAUAUGGUGAGUGCUCACCUUCACGAGUGGAUUGAUCUGAUAUUCGGCUACAAACAGCGCGGUCCGCCCGCAGUCGAGGCGGUCAACGUCUUUCACCAUCUUUUCUAUGAGGGCAAUGUCGACAUCUACAGCAUCGACGAUCCUCUCAAGAAAAAUGCUACAAUCGGCUUCAUCAACAACUUUGGACAGAUUCCUAAAGCACUUUUCAAGAGAGCUCAUCCACAAAAGAAGUUAAACAUUCGCCUGCUUGAUCCACUGCCAAUGGGAUCCUAUGGCUCCACCAAUGAUAAACUUUUCUUCCACAAUGUGGACAAUCUGAAACCAUCAAUGCAGCCUAUCAAAGAACUGAAAAGUGCCACAGGCUGCAUAUUCCAGAAUGACAAGAAUGUGUUGGCGGUGGAGCAGAACAAAGUGUUGAUCCCACCCAACUUCAACAAGUACCUGGCCUGGGGCUACUCCGAUCUCAGUGUCAGGAUCGGGAACUACGACUCAGAUCGGGCAACUGCUGUGUUUGAAUGUUUGGACAAUGGAGAAAUUUUGUGUGCUGCUUGUCCCAAUGAGAAGAUUUUCAUCACCGGAGGAUUCAGCUGUGUUGUCAAUGUGUGGGAGUACGUCCCUAAAGACCGGAAGGCUGUGUUGAAGCGCCCCCUGUACGGUCACACGGAGCCCGUCACGUGUCUCGCUGCAUCACAGGCGUACAAUGUGAUCGUGAGCGGGUCCCGGGACCGGACGUGCAUUAUCUGGGACCUGAGUCGACUCAUCUUUGUUCAUCAGCUCAGAGGUCACGUUGCUCCUGUGGCCGCCGUGACCAUCAAUGAUCUUACUGGUGAUAUUGCGACGUGUUCUGGGACGUACCUUCAUUUUUGGAAUAUCAAUGGUGAGGAAAUCGCCAGCACCAACACCUCGACUGGGAGAAACCAGCAGAUCCUGUGUGUUGCCAUGUCUCAGAUGAUGGAAUGGGAUUCUCAAAACGUUAUUCUAGUUGGCAGCAGCGAUGGAGUUGUGAGGAUGUGGAGUGUGGAGUACGUCCAGGUUCCUGUGGAAGUAAAGGCUAAGAUCAAAGACGUGACCGAUGUCGAGACGAGCAAAACAGACGGUAGUACAUCAUCGUCAUCACCAACAGCAGCACCGGCAAUCAACAUUCCCAAGAGGAAGAUGUCUCGUCACGGGUCUUGUGACAGCUACAACGAAGCACGACCCGCUAUGGACCUCCUCAAGGACUUCAAAGACCCCGAUUACCUGGUUGCUAAGGAGAUGGAACUCGGUUCGUCGGCCGACAGUGAGACCCACUACAUCAACAGGAUUAAAACUCGGAUCCCGACCGUGAAAGCCGGACAGGACAAAGAUGUGGAAGAGGUGUUCAGCAGGCUGGAUUCGAACCUGAGUACUGCGAGCAGUGCCAGUGACUUGUGUAAAGGCGAAGACGGAGCAAGCGUGAAUAGCGACAUCGAGGAGCUGAGUGCGCAGGAGGUGGACUCCUCGAGCAUCAGGUUUGGGGAUCACGUCGACACGGCUGUUGAUGCUGUGGCCGAGCUAAACGAGGCUGGGAUGGUGGAGUCUAGCGCUGGCCAGCACGAUCCGUCAUGUCCCAACCAGUUGGAGUCGAAUCACGUCCUGCCUGGGGCUGAUGGUGUGGUCAUUGCUGAUGGCAAGAGUCAGGUUCUAGAGAGAUCGGGGAGUCAGGGUCUAGAGAGGUCGGGGAGUCAGGGUUUAGAGAGAUCGGGGAGUCCAGGUUUCGAGGUUAUUGGGGAGACUGAGGUGCAGAAUUCGAAGAAGACCAUGGAGGAGAUGAUGAGACUAAGCAGACCAAGUGGGAAGCAUCAUCUCAGAGAAGGUUUUGUUUGGCAGAGACAGCUGGUUUUCCGCAGCAAACUGACGAUGCACACUGCGUUUGAAAGAAAGGAUAACAAGGAUCCUGCUGCUAUCACUGCCAUCACCAUUUCCAAGGAUCACAAGACUGUGUACGUUGGUGAUGCCAGAGGGAGAGUCUUCAGCUGGACGGUCACUGACCAGCCUGGCCGUGUGGUGGCUGACCACUGGAUGAAGGACGAGGGGACCGACAGUUGUCUGUCAUGUAAUGUCAAGUUCUCGUUCGCCGAGCGACGUCACCACUGCCGCAAUUGUGGCCAGGUCUUCUGCUCAAGAUGCAGUCGCUAUGAAACUGAAAUCCGCCGACUGCACAUUCUACGCCCAGUGCGCGUGUGUCAGUCUUGUUACAGCAGUGUGCGAGCCCAGCAAGUGGACACAGCAGCCAAUCAAAGGACAUGAAUCAGUUGUGUGCACUAAUUGGUCAAUUGAUUAUCCAGUCAGGUUUGACGAUACUAGUCAUGGAUGUUCUUAUGAUCAAAAAGUAACCAAUUGCUGGUCAGCUGUUUAAUGGUCUCCUGAUCAUAAGUAACCAAUGAGAUGUAGUUAUACUAGAGAACUAGUCCUAUCUGGACAUUUCAUGAUGUUGAUCCAGUAUAUGGGUUUGUUGCAAUAUUUGUCAUGGUAGCCAAAUAGACUUUGAAAUGAUGACUUUUAUGUCAAUAUCGUAUCACUGGAUUUGGAACAAUGAAACAGAUUUUUCUGAGAGUGAUGAAAAACGUUUUUGUUUGCUCAGUUCUGUGUGAAUUCUAGCUGUGAUGGAAUCAAAAGCUUUGACAGUGCUACAUAAUGCAGAUUUUUUUUUUUUUAGUUGUGCUAUAAACUGGUGUAAAAUAACUGAAGAAGAAUUUUGGGUAUCAUUAAAAAUUCUGUACAUAUGAGGAAUGACAAGAAAGGAAUUGAAGUGAAGAUGAAAUGACUGAAAUGAGAUGUUUGUUUGUAAAUCACUGAUCUGACUUUCUUGGGUCUCCUGUGUAAAAUAUAUCAAUUGUAGUAGCUUUAUAGUAUCGUCAUCAUUCCUUAGGAAUAUUGUAAAGAAAACACAAAACGUCAUCUCGACAUUGGACAUGUAGUUAUAAAAUGCAAUCAUCUAAUCACUGAAUGUGUAUUAUAUAUUGUGAAAUGUAGUUUAGACAUUUAAUACACAAUGCACUUAGACAUUGAAUAUGUAAAAAUAUUGUAAACUCAUCUAGACAUUGAAUAUGUAAACAUAUUGUAAACUCAUCUAGACAUUUAAAAUGUAUUACAGUGUAAAACUUAAUCACCUAGACACUGAAUAUGUAAUAUAUUGUGAAAUGGGUCAUAUAGAUAUUAAAUAUGUAAUAUAUUGUAAACUCAUAUAGACUAUUAAUAUGUAAUACAUUGUGAAACUUUAUCAUUCAGACAAAUUUUUAGCAUAUAUGUUUGGGCAAACUGGGCAUUUUGACAUUUUAUAUGUUAUUGUGAAACAGCUAUCUAGCCUUUGGAUGUGUGUGACUGUAAAACUUUGACAUGUAGUCAUUGAAUGUAGUCAAUGAAUGUGUAAUAAUACAUCGUGGGACUUUGUCAUCUAGAUACUCAAUAAUAUGUAAUAUAUGUGAACUGUCAAUUGGACAUUGAAUUUGUAAUGCAUUGUGAAACUCGGUUAACUAGACACUGAAUAUUAUUAACACAUUGCUUUCAAGUGUAUCUGUGAUAUAGAAUCUAGAACUUGAGAAUGAUUACAUACUGGUAGAUGUGCUGGUACAGUAGUAUUUAUUUUGAUAGCAUUAAAGACACAUGUUUUUUUAGGCAAGAAGAGAUAGUAGAACUAGUGUAUAUUUGUUCUUAAUAUGUUAAUAAAUUAUUAAAAGUCACAUUCACAUGCAUUAAGAGUUUUGAUACACACAGUUAUAGCAAAGAAUCUCACGCCAUUCCUCAAACCUAAUAUAUUGAGAUAGAGAGAGGGAACACUUUGUACUGAAGACAAAAUUUAAUUAACUUUUAGGGCUGUAAUGUUUGUAUAAAAUACAAGAGAUGUAAUGUGACAUUGAAUGUCAGUAAUGUGGAAUUGAAUAUCGGUAAUGUGGAAUUGAAUGUCAGUAAUGUGGAAUUGACUGCCAAUAUGAAGGUUGAUUUCCUGAUAUUGUGGAUGAGAGUUUUGUUGCAGUCACUCUUUGCUGUUAAUGUUGAUCCCUUAUUUAUUUUUUUCAUCAGUAUAUUAUGAUACAAGUUCAAAUGAUUUGCUGUAAAAAUACUCUUGCUUUAUCUAAUAACAGCUGACUCAACGCUUACAUUGUUUGUUUUUGCCUCAUCAUAUAAUUGUUUUUUCUCUUUAAUAUGUGCCAUUCUUAAAACCCAUACACGAAAGCUUAAAGGACGAAAUCACUGUAUGUAAUUAUAACAAGGCUUCUUAAAAUAAUGUGUUAUGUCCUGCAGCUGUUCUGUAAGCUGUGAGUGUUGAGACUUGGUUAAAAUGUUUGAGAGAUCAUCGUAACGUGGACAGACUGUUGAUAACUAAUUGUCAGAUUCAGAUACUGUAUUUUUUCUUCUAUUUUUGGGGGUAAAUUUUCUUGAUCAUAUUCAAUUAAAAGAGUGUUUUUACCAAAUUUGUUAAGUCCCAAGGACGUCAUUUUGAAAAAUAAAACAGAUGUAUCUUCAAUUAAAAGAGUGUUUUUACCAAAUUUGUUAAGUCCCAAGGAUGUCAGUUUGAAAAAUAAAACUGAUGUUUUAUGUUUCAAUUAGAACUACUUCUGUAAACCACUGGUUUAUAUCAACCAUAUGAGGGGGUUUAAUUCAUUUGGGGCAUGUAACUUUGCAUAGUAUAUCAGACUGGCAGUAUAUGGGAUUAUCUCCAUUUUCCUCAAUCUUCUAAGACAUAACAAGUUUUGUGAAAACACUCAUCAAGAUUCAAACACCCUGUCCUAGGCACACACCUUGGCUAUUUUGUGGUUUUGACACAUCUGUUUAUAUAAAGUAAAUUGCAGAUGUACGCAUUGUUCGAUAACAUGUUUACAAGAUUAUUGUAAACUAAUGAUGAGUGUGCUCUGUAUUGUGAUUGGUUAAUUACAUUCUUUUUCCGGGAUCAAAUGAAAGUAACACCCGGAAAGCUAAUGACGUCAUUAGAAAGCAAUGUCAUUAGCAAUUGGAACAGGCGAAGUUGACAGUUCAAGGGUCUACAGUUAGAUUGUAGCCACGUAUUUUUUCCGUAGAAAAAACAACUCCAUUUACAAUGAACACAACCAUAUGGAGUUUUUAGAUUUGCGGGUUUUAUUGUCUAUUUGAUGCCCACAAAUGUUUCAUUUUUAACCUCACUAGAGGAUCAAAUAGACCAUAACACCCACAAAUCUAAAACUCCAUAUGGUUAUCUCCGAAUUAAACAAGUUAAUGAGAACACGCUUGUCAUGUACACAUUGGUUGAUAACUUGAUUAAAAGAUUUAAAAAAAUGAACGAGCACAUAAUUGAUGAUAAAACUUGUGUAUCAGCUAAUCAACCGAGCUUACAAUGACGCAACAUCAAUUAACUUGAAAUAUGAUGAAUAUUGCUAUUAUGUACUCAUUUUACUACUCUGCUGUAAUAAUGUAAUUUAGCGAUGUUGUGUGAUGGCGUGUAAUGUCCCUGCAUCACAUACUAGUCUUGUUUGGAGUCCAGUAAACUGGCAGAUGUGUGAUGUGGAUUUCUAUGUAAACUUGCAUGUUUAUCAGUCCAGUAACUUGGGUGAAAUUUGUCUAAACCAACACUGUGUUUAGCAGCACAUUUGUCAAUCUCCCUUGUAGCUGGUUUAGCCAGAAUCCACAGACUGUUGCAUUUAAUAUUAAGCUAUUUGUAUGAGAUAAAAACAUUGAAAUACAUGUGGUAAAGUCAGGAUUUUUUUAUUUAAUGGACAGAUAAAAGUACUGUAGGUCUAAUUAGUAUGCAGUCAAAGUUGAAUCCAAAAUAUUGUAAAGCAGUCUGGCAGAUUUUGUUUGAAAAAAUAUACCCAUAUUCAGUUCAUCUUUACUAAACAACCAAAUAUUAGCUCAUUAUGACAUUAGAGUUGCUCAUUCAGUCAGAAACAGAAAAAUCAGUCAUACAUUGGCACAAAUUAUAUUGUCUUACAUUUUGUCAAAAAUUAAUUAAAUAUAAUUUGUGAAUCAAUUACUAUAUAUUGCACAAAUUCUUUCCUGUUUUUGUAUAUACCCUGUAAUAUAAUAUAACAUCUAGAAUGAGUUGCAUGGAAAUUCUCACUUUAUCAAAUUUGUAUAUAACCAACACUUCCUCGAAAAUGUGCAAUGAUUUUGGGCUUAAACCGAAGCCUCAGUUAAGUUGUAUAGAACAUGUAUUUGUGUCUGUGAAAAUAGUGAAGCAUACAGCUUUAGCUUUGACAGGGCUCACUCUGCAUUUUGGGCUUAAACCGAAGCCUCAGUUAAGUUGUAUAGAACAUGUAUUUGUGUCUGUGAAAAUAGUGAAGCAUACAGCUUUAGCUUUGACAGGGCUCACACUGCAUUUUGGGCUUAAACCGAAGCCUCAGUUAAGUUGUAUAGAACAUGUAUUUGUGUCUGUGAAAAUAGUGAAGCAUACAGCUUUAGCUUUGACAGGGCUCACACUGCAUUUUGGGAUUUUUUUAGCCAGUUUUGACAUAUUUAGAGUUUUCUUGAAAAUGUGGUUAAUUUAAAGAAUAUUUUAUUAGCCAAAGACUAAAUGUUGUAGCCACUUUGUAUAAUAAAAAUUAGCACUUGGCUAAUUUGGCAAUGGACAGGGUGAGUCCUGUUCGAAUGAAAUGAUGAUUUCACACAGGUGUCUGAUUCGUUUACAUUCCAGCAAUUCCAUUUGUAUAGCUUGUAACACUGUGCACCCUUUUGUACACAUACCCUGUAGAAAUAUGUACAUACUUAUGUACUUGUUGUGCUUCAUAAGGCACAAAUUAUAAAGCACAUGUUUUCUGUGCUGUAUAAAAAGAAGUUGUUUCUUGUUUUCAGUUGUUUUUUUUGUGCAAUAUUUUUGUUACUGACCAGAUAUUUAACCUUUAAUUUGUUAUGCAUUAUACAUGUAUUUAUUGACUGUUGUAAAUGCUUUAGAAGUAGAUUUUAUAUCUUCGUUUUUCUUUUUUUUCUGUUUGUUUUUGGGGGUUUUAAAAAAAGAUUGCUUGCUUCAAUUUUGGUAAAUGUGUGGAGCAUUUGUUUAUUGAGGCAGAAUGUGUUUUUUGAUAGAAAAUGAUACAGAUGUAAAUUUUGUGUGGAAAGAAAACAAGCUGAGUAAAAGUAUGGAUUUUGUGUCCUGUAGUGUAACCGAUUUGAAACACUAAACUUCAAUAAGAAAGACAGUGGUACGGCUUUUUGCCCAUUUGUAAGAUAUUAUAUUAUGAGCCGGGUUUACAAAGCCGUUUUUUCUCUUUUUCCUGCAUGUAGCUACAUACAUUUGCAAUGCUUAAACAUCUGCAUUUAAGAAAAACAGGCUUUGUAAAUUCGGCCCUGCAAGUUGAGAUCAAAUAGUGACAAUCUGGAUUAUUGCUUCUGUCUAUUCACAUCUUUACAGCUGAUUUAUCAAAGGAUGUUGUAUUUUCAACCAGUUCUCUGUUAAAGCCUGCCUAGCCCAUGCUUAAACAUGUGCCAUAUAUGUUAUAUCCUACCAACGUGAUAUAAUUGAUUUAUCCAGGGACUCCAGUGAACGAUCGUAUGGGACUUCAUACCGCAACUGACCUAACCACAUUUAUCUAGUCAAGACCAUUUUAUAUUAGAGUCUCUUUUUUACUUCUUUUUUGGGGGUCCAGUUUGGAACUGUCUUUUUAAUGCAAAAUAAAUUUAAACCUAAAACAAUGAUUCCUAAACAAUGAUUCCUAGACCCAGUGCUGUACAUGUGUAUGUAUAUAUAUAUAUAUAUAUAUAUAUAUAUAUAUAUAUAUAUAUAUACAUAUAUAUAUACAUAUACAUAUACAUAUACAUAUACAUAUACAUGUAUUUACAGCCUUUUGUCUCUACAAAUUAAUUCAGUCUUCAGACAUUUGUUCUUGAAGACGGAGUUCAGGAUGACACGAAAGGAGACCCACAUAUUAUGAAAUGGCCCGUCGUCAUGUUUUCCCAGAAUAGUGAUUGCAUAUUAAAGAACCCAAUACCAGGGCUUGUAGAAUUUUUACAAAAUUCACUAACCAUGGGAUCAGUGAUUUUAAAAAUAUACUAUCCACGAGUAUUAAAAAUUCAUUAGAGGUACUUUACUUAACACAAUUUUACUUACAGUAAUAAUCAGAAAUGUUACCAAAAGAGAUAGAUAGCAAUUAAAAACACUAAGAUUGGGGGUGGGGUUGGGGGCAGGAUAUUCAUAUUCACAAAAUAAACUUAAAUGCAGCAUUUGACAAUUUUUUUACUAUCCGUCGGGCAUGGCAAUAGUAGUUAUUUACUAGCCCAAUACUGAAUAUCACUAGCCAUGGGAGUGGGGCUACCAUAAUCUAGAAGCCCUGCCAAUACAGACUUGUUGUGAUGAAAAACAAUGAAAAUAAAAACAAUUCCACAGAAUUGUGUAACAACUCCAGUGAGCUCCAAAUGUCCCACCUUAUGUCCACUUUCCAUUAACGUGAUUUCGCAUGUAUUUCUGCUUUGUGUUGAUGGAAAUCGGGCCGUUGGGCUAUUUCACUUCAUAAUAUAAAACUCUCAUAGUCAAAUUAAUACAUUUUAUUUGUCAGAGUCAUUGGAUUGUAAUGAAAGACUGAAUAUUCCUCUUAUUAAUACAAAAGUUUUAGAGUUUUGUAAUUGUAUUCACAGAUAUUUUUAAUACAUUUAAUUAUUAUAAUAAUAUAAUAUAGAAAAAAUUGUAACAUAUUUUUAUUUAUUUAUUUAUUAUUUUAAUUUUUGUUUUAAUAUUGACUAAAUUGACAUUUACCAGUUUAAAUAGUUGCCAGCCUAAUGCUCAAUACCUCAACAUAAUGCAGUUUGAAAUACUUGAACACUGUAAGAAUACUAUUAGAAAGAAAACAAAAUUGAUAAUUCUAGCUUUAAAUAGUAAUUUUUCACCAUGAUGAUAAUUUUUAUGAUUUUGUAAGAGCUUUUUCAAACCAUAUUGUUAAAUGUUAGGCAAGUUCUAAAGAUAAAGUUUGUUUUUGUUUAAUGACACCACUAGAGCACAUUCAUUUUUUAUUCAUACCUAUUGGAUGUCAAACAUUUGGUAAUUUUGAUGUAUAGAGAUUUUACAAACCACAUACUAGUAAUUCAUUGUUACAGAGAUUUCAGUCUUAAAAAUUUUACAAGCUGUAUAAUUAAAUGUUAAGUCAUUUUGAGAGAUUUUACAAACCAUUUAGUUUAUUGUUAGAUCAGUGUUGAAGAUUUUACAAACCAUUUAGUUUGUUGUUAGAUCAGUGUUGAAGAUUUUACAAACCAUGUAAUUAAUGUUAGGUCAGUCUUACAUCAAAGAGAUUUUACAAACCAUUUAGUUCAUUGUUAGGUCAGUGUUAACGAUUUUAUAAACCGUAUAGUUAAAAUGUUAGGUCAGUCCUGGAUUACUGCCCAUGCAUUUGUGUUUGGGUAUAAGUUACUAGCACAUUGUUUGAUGUAUUUUAACAGUUGUCCUACACAUCAUUAGUAUCUUGGUCAUAUUUGUUCUCCCAAACCAAUGACAGUCCACCACCUGAUCCACAAGGAUGGGCCAUAACUGUAUCCGAUUUAGAAUCGGUCCUGUUUGUAUGCCAAUGUUGUAAUGUUUCAUGCAUAAUAGCAUGUGAAUAAAAACAUUCAUUAUUA